UGGCUGCUGUAGUAUUGGAGACUCAGGGUCAGGGCCUGGCUGAGGGAAGUACCCUGGGUAGCACCGGGUGCAGGGCAGAGACAGCAUCGUAUCGACUUUGCUGUUGAAUCCUCCGGCCCAUUGUUAGAGACUUGCAGGACAUUUUGCCCGACUGUAGACUCGGAAGGUAGUUUGCUGGGACUGGUGGGCUGGUCCCUUCCCUGGGGGCGUAUCACCUGCGGUGCCACCCCUGGGAACAGGUACCGCGUGUGGAGAAGACACUUGGGUGUAUCUCUUUCCUGCUGCUACCAAGGACAUUGUCUAGGGGAGUGGGUCGUUGUGUCACCCUCAUUCCGACGAUCGAGGAGAUCUCUUUUCGCACAAUUUCUCCAUCUGUUACCGACCGGAAUCCCAGUGACUGACAACCAAGUACCUAAGAUUGCGCGAAGUUUUCUCUGGUGCUAAUAUCAGCAAAAGGAGCUUGCUUUUUAAAAGAGCGGCGUGUUUCCUAAAAACACCAGCUGGUGGCAAGACUGAAAGAAUUGGGGAAAUUCCCCUGUUUUUUUUUUUUUUUUUUUUUUUUUUUUUGAAGACCACAAGUUUAAACAGCCUAAGCGCCUUUUGAAACUGCUGGAAUUUUAAAGCCUGGUGGUAGAGGGCAGAAUGGAUGACUUUCUCUCCAUUAGUUUGCUGUCUUUGGCAAUGUUGGUGGGAUGUUACGUGGCUGGAAUCAUUCCUUUGGCUGUUAAUUUCUCAGAGGAGCGGCUGAAGCUGGUGACUGUGUUGGGUGCUGGUCUUCUCUGUGGAACUGCGCUGGCGGUUAUCGUGCCAGAAGGGGUGCAUGCACUUUAUGAAGAGGUUCUGGAGGGAAAACACCACCAAGCCAGUGAAACGAAGCAGAAUGUGAUUGCAUCAGACAAAGCAGCAGAAAUACCAGUUGUCCAUGAACAUGAGCACAGCCAUGACCACACACAGCUACAUGCCUACAUUGGUGUGUCCCUUGUCCUGGGCUUUGUUUUCAUGUUGCUAGUGGACCAGAUUGGCAGCUCACAUGUGCACCCUACUGAUGAUCCAGAAACAGCACGGCCCAGCAGUUCCAAAAUCACCACCACUCUGGGCCUAGUUGUCCAUGCUGCAGCUGAUGGUGUAGCUUUGGGAGCAGCAGCCUCUACUUCACAGACUAGUGUCCAGUUAAUUGUGUUUGUGGCAAUAAUGCUACACAAGGCUCCAGCAGCAUUUGGGCUGGUUUCCUUCCUGAUGCAUGCUGGCCUGGAGCGGAAUCGAAUCAGAAAGCACUUGCUGGUCUUUGCAUUGGCAGCACCAGCCAUGUCCAUGCUGACAUACUUAGGAUUAAGUAAGAGCAGUAAAGAAGCCCUUUCAGAGGUCAAUGCCACUGGAGUGGCCAUGCUUUUCUCUGCUGGGACAUUUCUUUAUGUUGCCACCGUCCAUGUCCUCCCUGAAGACACCAGCAUUGACCAUUCAGAUUCCAGCCUCAGUCCACGGCCAUUGCCAUCUGGGAAGAAGAGCAAGCGUGUGGCGCUCCUCACUUGCUCAGUGUCUUGUCUCACCUUGCCCAUCUCCACCUGUGUUCCUAGAGUCCGAGGGAGAUGAGAGUCAAUCGUGGAGAAGUGGGACAACAUAGAGCAGGAACAUCAGAAUUAGACAGAGACUUUGUGUUGUCUUUUAAAGGGACUUUGCUAUAUUAAGUUUUGAUGUUUCUCUUAACCCUAUUCUCAGGGAAGAUGGACUUUAGUUUUAAAGAAAAGUGGAGAACUUCAUACAAUGAAUUAUGAAACUGCAGUGUUCUGUAAUUAAGCUAAAGUUUUUUUCCCUUAGUUUAGAGGCUCUGCCACUUUAGCCAUUGGUUUUAAAAUGGUUGGUACUCACCAUGUAAGACUGGUGCUCUAGUGUCCGUGCCACACGCCAUGAGAGAAGGUGGGAACACCUGUCCCUUAGAUUUAAAGAUGAUGGCAACUAAUUUGAGGUUAGAAUAAGGAAAAUAAGAGCAGGACACAUAAGCUGAACUGAACCCAAAAGAAACAUCCAUGGAAAGGGGUGUUUAGAGUCUUCAGUAACCCCUUUGCACGUGCCUCCCUAUGUAGAGCCUGCCCUUCCUUCCAAUAGAGCAAGGAGGUGGGACUGGCUUUUUAAAAAGUAUCCUUUGCAGAAUACUUGUCUGCAGCACACUCUCAGUAGCCAGAUUCUGUUCAGGCACAGGAUUUCCCUCAAGAACAGUAUGAUCGCAGUGAAAUUAAGGGAUGUUAAAAUUUCCAGGAAUUUGGAUAGUUACUGAUAUAUUGUAGUAACCUUUUAAAAAAAAUAACACUAUUACAAAGUAUGUUGUUCUUUCCUUCUAAGUCAGUGGUUCUCAACCCUCGGAACACUGCAGUCCUUUACUACAGUUCCUCAUGUUGUGGUGCCCCCUUC
This is a messenger RNA of Arvicanthis niloticus (Nile rat), 2406 nucleotides long. The record is from RefSeq and is a predicted model, not a curated record. NCBI's taxonomy places the organism in Eukaryota, Metazoa, Chordata, Mammalia, Rodentia, Muridae.